AUGGAAAUCAUCACGACUGUGAAGAGUUCUUCCUGUGCGCUAUCUGUACCUCAAGACAAAGUGUUGAAAUACGCAUUGGAUGCAACACCCAUUGCUAUCACAAAACAAUUAAGGUGGACUCGAGGAAGCUUCCAAAAGCACGACGAAUCAACAUCACAAAGCAAUCCGUUUAAGCGCAACGACGAAAUUAAGGAUCCCAAAGAGUUGGCGCACAAGUUGCCAAUCCAAGCGUCUAGGCUCUAG
Plasmopara halstedii is the source of this 243-nucleotide messenger RNA. RefSeq lists its product as uncharacterized. The transcript is spliced from 3 exons. Bases 1 to 243 code for a protein of 80 amino acids. Lineage: Eukaryota; Oomycota; Peronosporomycetes; Peronosporales; Peronosporaceae. The record is from RefSeq and is a predicted model, not a curated record.